AUGUCGCAGAUAUCAAGCAACGCGGCGGGGCUGUCGUCAAGAGCGGCAUCAAGCCGAAGAAGGCGCUCAAAUGGAAGCAACAGAACCCGCGAAUACGCCGCUGCCAACCCGACGCAAGGAUUUCCGGAGGACAAUCCGCAAGUGUACGAGUUGUACUGGCCCAAGUCGCAGGUCGAUGCACGCUCGUCUUACGUUGCAAACAAGCAUGUAUGGAGGGGCAUUAAAGGUGCUGCCAUUCCUCAAGGAGAGCUCGGCUUGCAUCAUGCUUCGGCCAUUCUUUCGCCUGAAACGCCACGGUGGCGUCGACUUUUGCAGGCGAGCAAUUGGGUUUUCGACACGGAGAAUUCCGACUUCAUCGGGUGUUCGCUGGGCCAUGAUAGCAAGCUGCCGGACCCUACGCAUCACCACCUACCGCUCUCGUCGACCAUGACGUCCACCCCAUCCGUUGAACUGGGCGGCAUGGUGCUCUGGCGCUGCGACUUGGUGCACUCUGGGGAGUCGGUGCACACCGGCGCGUCCGACGCGUCCGUUAUAUACAUCCCCGCGAUCCCCCCUCUCACGUUGCCCAACAUGUGCUACAUCAUCCAGGACCGGUGCGGGCACUUUACGCGCGACAAGACGUCGGCGAGAUUGUUCCCGGUUUCUGCCGGCAAAUGCGAGUUUGUCGGUCGCGGUACGCCGACGGACGUCAAGAAAGAGAAAGAAGCUUUUGAGAGCUUGCAACGAUGUGGCGUCUGCGUAGUUCGAAGUUGCAGACCCCCUUACCCAUUGUAG
Tilletiaria anomala UBC 951 is the source of this 774-nucleotide messenger RNA. RefSeq lists its product as uncharacterized. The record is from RefSeq and is a predicted model, not a curated record. The coding region runs from base 1 to 774 and encodes 257 amino acids. The transcript has 4 exons. NCBI's taxonomy places the organism in Eukaryota, Fungi, Basidiomycota, Exobasidiomycetes, Georgefischeriales, Tilletiariaceae.